Molecule: messenger RNA, 1211 nt
Organism: Odobenus rosmarus divergens (Pacific walrus)
Lineage: Eukaryota; Metazoa; Chordata; Mammalia; Carnivora; Odobenidae
Gene: PCYT2
Product: phosphate cytidylyltransferase 2, ethanolamine
Exons: 13
Coding region: 42-1211 (389 amino acids)
Biological process (GO): phosphatidylethanolamine biosynthetic process
Cellular component (GO): cytoplasm
Molecular function (GO): ethanolamine-phosphate cytidylyltransferase activity
Source: RefSeq, a predicted model, not a curated record
GAGUCGCGGAGCCGGCCGCACCGCGCCGCCGCUGCGGGGCCAUGAUCCGGAACGGGCACGGGGCGGCAGGCGGUGCACAGCCGCCGGGUCCGGAAGGCAGGCGCGCCGUGCGAGUGUGGUGCGACGGCUGCUAUGACAUGGUGCAUUACGGUCACUCUAACCAGCUGCGCCAGGCACGGGCCAUGGGCGACUACCUCAUCGUGGGUGUGCACACCGAUGAGGAGAUCUCCAAGCACAAGGGGCCCCCGGUGUUCACUCAGGAGGAGAGGUACAAGAUGGUGCAGGCCAUCAAGUGGGUAGACGAGGUGGUGCCGGCGGCUCCCUACGUUACCACGCUGGAGACACUGGACAAGUACAGCUGCGACUUCUGUGUCCAUGGCAAUGACAUCACGCUGACCGUAGAUGGCCGUGACACCUACGAGGAAGUGAAGCAGGCUGGGAGGUACAGAGAGUGCCGGCGCACCCAGGGCGUGUCCACCACGGACCUCGUGGGCCGCAUGUUGCUGGUGACCAAGGCCCACCACAGUGGUCACGAGAUAUCCUCUGAGUACCGGGAAUAUGCAGACAGCUUUGGUAAGUGCCCUGGGGGGCGGAACCCCUGGACAGGGGUGUCACAGUUUCUGCAGACAUCUCAGAAGAUCAUCCAGUUUGCUUCCGGGAAGGAACCUCAGCCAGGGGAGACGGUCAUCUACGUGGCCGGCGCCUUCGACCUGUUCCACAUCGGCCAUGUGGACUUCCUGGAGAAGGUGCACGGCCUGGCAGAGAGGCCAUACGUCAUCGCCGGCUUGCACUUUGACCAGGAGGUCAACCACUACAAGGGGAAGAACUACCCCAUCAUGAACCUGCAUGAGCGGACCCUGAGCGUGCUGGCCUGCCGGUAUGUGUCAGAAGUGGUGAUCGGGGCCCCCUAUGCGGUCACAGCAGAGCUCCUGGACCACUUCAAGGUGGACCUGGUAUGUCAUGGGAAGACGGAAAUCGUGCCUGACAAGGACGGCUCAGAUCCUUACCAGGAGCCUAAGAGAAGGGGCAUCUUCUGUCAGAUCGACAGCGGGAAUGACCUUACCACGGACCUCAUCGUCCAGCGCAUCAUCAAGAACAGGCUAGAGUAUGAGGCCCGGAACCAGAAGAAAGAGGCCAAGGAGCUGGCUUUCCUGGAGGCCAGGAGGCGGCAGGAGAUACAGCGCGAGAGGGAGAGCGACUGUGACUUCUGA